AUGGCGUCCAUGUCUGCGAUCCCCAAUGCGACGACUCUAACUCCACCAAGCAGUUCCCAUGGCACAGGAUAUUCAUGGGACAUCUCUUCUUCUGCACACAUAGAGUCUCGAAGCAUAAAGGAGGCCAGCAGUCUUGCAGAUGGCUUAGUGGACGUCUACAGUACCAACCAGAGCGAAUUAGUGGGAGAUUCUCACAAGAGAACCGUCAAUGAGGUCUACGGGAACGAGCCCAUCGACGAGAACUCGAAAUGGAUCCAUCGAGAUAAGCUAGCAAGGAUAGAGAAUGAGGAGCUCCAGGCCGCGGGCAUCAUUCUGCCCAGAGCCCCUCGGGCGCAGUCGAAGAGCCAAAACCGGCCCAGGAGAGACCCAAGCCAGGACAAGGUCAAUGGCCGUACCAAGAUAGCCACUGGAAGCAUAGACCAGACAACGCCGAGGUCGAGGAAGAACUCGGAGACGCCCACAGAUCCCCACACCCCGCUAGCAGUCUCAGUUCCCAGCUGGGACUUCAGGCUACCCGAAGAGAUUGCCGCCGAAGCGAACGGAUACUUCGCCUCCAACGGCAGCGCAAAAGGGGUGUCGAGAAUCCCUGUUGCAAAGCUCAGCCCUGUUCCCAUCCCCCCCGAGCAUCUUGAGCGAGGAACCCCGAUGAUUCGCAAAAAGGACGGCAGCCCUGGCGAGGAAGAUAGCAUCAACUAUCCCAAACCAAGGUCAAGAAGCGGGAGCUUGGGCAAUGCCCUUGCAAGCGGCACCAACUUGCCGGCCGCUCAGCCAGCCAAGCGAUCUGCCACCGACGGAUCCCCCAAGAAAGGUGCAUCAACUGCCGUAGGUAGAAAGGCGUCGGGCCCGGGGAAGGCAGUGAACGGGGCUGCUGGCCGGCCAAAGACGCGGGGCGGACCAAGCAAGGAUUCGACGAGUAGCGGAACAGCAACGACGCGACCAUCUACGCGCUCCGGCGAGCUCAACAAGCAGCCAGAGGGUGACCCUCCAUGGCUGGUCUCGGCAUACCGCCCGGAUCCGCGGUUACCUCCGGAUCAGCAACUCUUGCCCACUGUCGCCAAGAGGUUACAGCAAGAAAAGUGGGAGCGAGAGGGCAAAUUUGGGAACAUUUACGACCGGGAAUUCCGGCCUUUGAAUGACGAGGGCUUCGUGGACCCACCCGUUCUGGCCGACGAGGACCCAGCUUCCAAGGAAGCGGAGGCGGAAGCCGAAGAGAAGCAGACGGGAGAAAACUGGCCGCUCAGGCCCGAGCCACCAAGUCCCCCCCAACCACUUGGACGGACUGGCUCGUAUACCACCAUCCCGAAGAUCACUGAUAAGCCCAGUCUCAGCCCUCUCCCCAGCCCCGGCCCCAUGAACCCCAUCUCGCAGCGUCCGCGAUCGUCCAUCAGUAGAGCUCCGGAGAUGCCCGAGGACCCCUCGGAGAAGAAGGGCGGCGGCUGUGGGUGUUGUAUAGUGAUGUGA
This is a messenger RNA of Phialemonium atrogriseum, 1461 nucleotides long. RefSeq lists its product as uncharacterized. The transcript has 2 exons. The record is from RefSeq and is a predicted model, not a curated record. Lineage: Eukaryota; Fungi; Ascomycota; Sordariomycetes; Cephalothecales; Cephalothecaceae. Bases 1 to 1461 code for a protein of 486 amino acids.